Messenger RNA from Centropristis striata (black sea bass), 1064 nucleotides. RefSeq names its product HOATZ cilia and flagella associated protein (gene hoatz). Lineage: Eukaryota; Metazoa; Chordata; Actinopteri; Perciformes; Serranidae. The transcript has a single exon. The record is from RefSeq and is a predicted model, not a curated record. Gene Ontology annotation, biological process: cilium assembly. The coding region runs from base 80 to 553 and encodes 157 amino acids.
UAGUGUACUUCACUUGCUAAAACUAGCUAUCGUUGUAUAAUUAUUUCAACUUGUUGAAAGUUUUCUGGACCAAAGUAUAAUGUCUGCCCAGCAGGAGCCUCCGGAGCAGGAGGACCUCAGUGAAUUCUUUACCGUGUUUGACGGCUCCUCUCCGGAGGACGUGUCCCACGCCCGGCAGCUGUGGAGCUCGCUGUCCCUCCUGCCGCCGCUGGAGUCCCGGCUGGUGUCCGCGGACAUCCGACAGAGGCUGCCUGUGUCCCGGCCGCAGCGCAGCAGCAGCGCCGGGCCCAGACACUCCGCUCCGCCGCAGCAGCCGCCGAGCGUCUCUGCUCUCCGGCAGAGACGGGAGGAGAGGCAGCGGUACGUGGCCAUGGCCGACCAGAGGAGGGAGAUCCUGGCUCUGCUGAGGAGGCAGCGGGAGCAGAGGAUCCAGAAGGAGAUGCUCUCUGCGGACUUCAAACCGAAGCCGAAAGUCGGCCGGGAAAGUUUAACAAAGCUGCAAAAACCUGCAGACACAGAGAUGGACGAAGAGCUGGUGAAGCAGCUGCAGUAAAGGACCAUUCAUACCUGUUAAAACUACAAAAACCUCACACAUUUGGGUGGCAUUACAGACGAAUAAAUAUGUCAUAAUCAAAAAUCAGUUUAUAACAUUUGUUGACCCAUUUUAUUCGAAGCUUAUUAAGUUAGAGCUGUUCUUUUUCUAAAUAGGAGAAAAUCUCUAUGGAGUCUGGUCUUGAGUCUUAAUUCAGAAUACCAUGCUCGUCUAACUGUUAUGUUGACUGGAAAUAAUUAAAUAUACUGCAAUUCUUACUUAUUUUUGAGUGUGACACUGAUGUUCAACAGGUAUAAUGUUUACCAUGUCAACAGCCCAAGAUUAAUUUAUGCUAAUUAGCUCGCUUGUGCAUUUGAGGCUGAUAGGAGUUGUAGAAAAAAAAACUUUGACAUUAUUUUGGCACUAAAUGCUCUUGGACACUUUUAAUGGCUCUGCACACCCAAGUGUGUCCAGCUACAGGGGCUGAUUAAAUAUGUAGUCAAGUCAGGUGAAGCUAUCCUGUGAAUAAGAC